This is a messenger RNA of Parnassius mnemosyne (clouded apollo), 447 nucleotides long. The record is from the annotation of a GenBank genome assembly. Lineage: Eukaryota; Metazoa; Arthropoda; Insecta; Lepidoptera; Papilionidae.
AUGGACGUAAAAGUUAACGAUAAAACAUUUAAAUGUCAUUUGUAUUUGGGUAGUCAAUGUUCUCUUAUGAGAGAAACUGAUGCUAAGUUACUAGAUGUGAACAUGAUUAAAAACGCGGAGUUGCCUAACUUAAGGGGUAUUGGUGCAAAUCUUGUUCGACCACUGGGAUUGAUAAUAGCUACCGUGGAAGUGCAGGAUAUCAAAGAAGUUGUCGACAUAUAUGUGGUACAAGAUUACAUUUUGAGGUAUCCAUUGUUACUGGGUCAUUCUUUCUCUGAGAAACUGGACAUAGUGAUUACAAAAACUCCAGAUAAGAUUAUAUUUCAGAAAAUCCAACAUCAAAAGGUUCAUUUGAUUUCGCAGAACAGAUUAAUAAUUCCCAUUAACAGCUUACUUCACUGCGAAUCGUUGAACAAAGGAUACGCUUAUGUAAGUGGGUCGACUUGA